Molecule: messenger RNA, 936 nt
Organism: Cladophialophora psammophila CBS 110553
Lineage: Eukaryota; Fungi; Ascomycota; Eurotiomycetes; Chaetothyriales; Herpotrichiellaceae
Exons: 2
Coding region: 1-936 (311 amino acids)
Molecular function (GO): protein binding
Source: RefSeq, a predicted model, not a curated record
AUGGGUCGUCGUAAAGCUGUUGAGACCCUCCUUAAAUAUGGAGCAGAUAUAAACGAAUAUUCCGUCGUUGGGCGAACCCAAACUGCCUUGCAAGCAGCUUGCUUCAAUGGAGAUAUCGGCAUCAUAUCAAUUUUGAUUGACGCCCGCGCCAGGAUCGACGACCCUGCUCGCGGCUAUGGGGGCAGAACGGCACUACAAUCUGCGGCCUGCAGUGGGAAUACGGCGACCGUGACUUUCUUGCUGGAAAUGGGUGCGGACGUCAACGCUCCCUGUGCUCAGACAGGUGGCCUCUCGGCUUUGCAAGCAGCUUUUCUCAGGAAAGAAGAGGAGCUGGUAGAACUCCUGCUACGGUGGGGCGCGAACGUCAAUGGGAACAUCUCCAGGGAAGAUGGACGAAACGCAAUAGUGGCAGCCGUCGAAGCAGAUUCAGACUCGAUAUUCUGGCGUUUGAUCGCAGCAGACCCGAACGGGCCUCCUGCUUCAGCUUGCGGGAAUACGGCUCUUCAAUUUGCAAUCAAGAGUGGAAAUCUUGACAUUGUCAAGUUGCUCCUACGACAUGGAGCAGACGUCAAUGCGCCUGCCAGUGUUUACCGGGGGCGCACAGCUUUACAAGCGGCAAGUCAAGCUGGGAAUUUACAAGUCGUGGAAUUACUGCUAGAUCAUGGUGCGAUUGUCAACACCGCGGCCGGCAAGCUGCCGCUAUUCAGGGCUAUAUGCGAAUUGCGCAGCUGCUUCUUGCGGCUGGAGCGGAUGUCGGUCCCCCCGAAACAGAACUUGGGGGCAGAACAGCGAUCAAUGGGGCGGCUGAAAUGGGCCGGUUGGACAUGGUCAAGCUAUUGCUCGAUCAUUAUCAGCUCAAGGAUGGUGAAUCGCUCUCGGGUAUCUGCGAGAAGGCCGCCGGGUACGCCAGGGAUGAGGGUCAUUGGGCUGUUGUGA